AUGAAGCCUCGGUUUCUUUCCGCGCUGCAGCAUAACGACGCCGCUGAGGUGGAUGAAAUCCUCCGCACCACAAACAUAGACAUAGACACCGUGUUCGAUGUGGAGGACCGAAAUAGGGUCCUGGCGUCUUAUAAACAAGGUUACUGGCUACCAGAUUAUAAACUGGAGUCCUCCUGGGCGAUGGGCCUUCACAUAUGCAUGAUGCACAAUGCGGUGGAGAGUGCCUUGGUGCUUCUGCAGAGGGGAGCAGCAGUGAACAGGAAACCCAAUGGGAAAACACCACUGCAUGUGGCUUGUGAAGUGUCUCAUGCUGACUGUGUGGGCCUGCUGCUCAACUGGGGGGCAAAGGUCAAUGGUGUAUCCCUGAGUGGACACACUCCAUUACAUUACUGUGUCACGCAGGAAUCAGUGGACUGUGCCAGACAGCUGAUAAUCAAAGGAGCAGAUGUGAACAAGCCAAGCCAGAACAAUGAUGAAGAAACUCCACUACAUGUAGCCGCACGCCUUGGUAUACCUGAGCUGGUUGGCCUUUACGCUGCACAGGGUGCUGAUGUGAAUGUGCUCAAUGCACGUAUGGAGACCCCUUUGAUCACUGCUGCAUUCUGGGCUAUGGAUGCCCGUGAGCAGACUUACAGCGAACAGCACCAUCUUGUGUGCCGCAUGCUAUUGGACUAUGGGGCCAACCCAAACCUCCAGGAAGAAAGCAAAAAAACAGCACUGCACCAAGCUUCAUGGAACUGUGAUGAAGCACUGAUGCAGAUUCUGCUUGAUGCUGGGGCCGAUCCUAAGAUCAUGGACAUGAACGGUUGCGCAGCCCUUCAGUAUGUGCUAAAUAUGAUGCAGAUGCGGCCUUACUGUGUACCAUAUCGCUGCUUCCAGCUCCUGCUUAACAACGGAGCAGCCAGGGUCUAUCCAAAACUCUUCCACAAGGUGUUGCAGAUUUGCCAUGAUGACCCCAAUUCAGUUGAGGUGAUGGCUAAUUCCUAUGAGCAUCUCAUGAGGACUUCAAAGUGGAGCAAUGCAAUUCCAGACACAACAUACAAGAGCCACAGAAAGUUUUAUGACUCAUUGUUUGCUGCCUGCACCAGCCCGCGUUCUCUGCAACACCUGGCCAGAUGUGCCAUCCGCAUAGCGAUGCACUGCUGCUGUCAGUUGAGCACUAAACGACUCCCAGUGCCUCCAUCAAUCAAACGAUACAUACUGCUCGAUCCUGUGGGAAUCAUCUACUAGUGACCGUAUUGGCCCAAUGGUGAACUUACAAUGUGCCAAUCUCAAACUCUAUCCACAAGAAACCUUCUGGGAUAUGUGUUCUCAGGAAAAUGCACCACUGCUUUGGUCGUAUCUACAAUAUUUUCAUUCUUAUAUCAUAUAUUGCCACUCAAAAGUUUUACCAACACCCUGUAUUAA
Messenger RNA from Neoarius graeffei (lesser salmon catfish), 1407 nucleotides. RefSeq names its product ankyrin repeat and SOCS box containing 4 (gene asb4). The transcript is spliced from 5 exons. Gene Ontology annotation, biological process: intracellular signal transduction. Gene Ontology annotation, cellular component: nucleus; cytoplasm. Gene Ontology annotation, molecular function: protein binding. Lineage: Eukaryota; Metazoa; Chordata; Actinopteri; Siluriformes; Ariidae. The record is from RefSeq and is a predicted model, not a curated record. The coding region runs from base 1 to 1230 and encodes 409 amino acids.